This is a messenger RNA of Hyla sarda, 6048 nucleotides long. RefSeq names its product guanylate cyclase 2D, retinal (gene GUCY2D). The coding region runs from base 542 to 3790 and encodes 1082 amino acids. Gene Ontology annotation, biological process: cGMP biosynthetic process; receptor guanylyl cyclase signaling pathway; intracellular signal transduction. The transcript is spliced from 19 exons. NCBI's taxonomy places the organism in Eukaryota, Metazoa, Chordata, Amphibia, Anura, Hylidae. The record is from RefSeq and is a predicted model, not a curated record. Gene Ontology annotation, molecular function: ATP binding; protein kinase activity; peptide receptor activity.
CCCUGACAUCCAACUACGCAGAAAAGAAGAAUAUCGCCGACUAAUAGUAGAGAAAAAUGUCAAUGAAUUAGAGCAGAUAGUUUACUGGGAUGGACUCCUCAUUCUUAAAUUCAUAUUUGAGGCUGAGGUCAGAAAGUCACAUCAAGAUGUCAGACGAUGAUGAAGACCUAAUGAAGUCUAAAGGUGAGGAAAGAUAGUAGACGAUUGAAUAACAGAGGAGAAGCACUAGAGAAUGUGACAGCAGAUAGAGAAGGAGGAGAGAUUAGGAGGAGGGGGGAGAAGAAGAAGAACCGACCAAUAAGUAGAACAUAGGGUAAGGAAAAAAGCAGAUUAAAGAUCAGGAUUAGGUGUCUCUCCGGCCAUCGACAUCUUGCGGCUACACAUAGAUUUGUGCAUCUCGAGGAAUUUUCAACUUUCCAAAUCAAUCGUAGAGGAAACCAACUGCGUCAAAGUUUCGGAUCAAAACACAGGAUGUCCAGCCGAGAAUCUACUCAUCAAUCUUCAUGAUGACUUUUAUCCAUCUCUGAGAUUGCAUUCCACCAUGCCUUUUCCAAGAUCUCUACUUUUCCUUUCGAACCAUCCAAGGUGGACCUUAUCAUCUGCAUCCAUUUUAUGUUUCCUUAUUUUAAUCAUCUUACCAAACAGAAUUUGGACGGACACUUUUCAAAUUGGCUUAGUGGGGCCAUGGACAUGUGACCCACUGAUUGCAAAAGCUCUUCCUAAUGUGGCAGCUCGACUGGCAAUUUCUGACCUAAAUUCGGACCACAGACUUGCAUCUGGUAUUUGGUUUGAACAUGUGUUAUUGACCCAAGGAUGUUCUGGACCCCGUGCAUUUGUAUCCUUUGCUUAUAUGGAACAUUCAGUGACUGCGUUUGUUGGACCGGCCAACUCUGCCUACUGUUCUGCCGCCAGCCUACUUACAAAAGGUUGGAACAAACCAAUGCUCUCUUGGUCUUGCCUUGGAGUUCUAAGUCCUCUUCCGCAUCCAGCUCACACUAUUUAUACUGUGUUAAGCUUCUUUCAGUGGGCUGGUGUAGCUGUGGUGAUGUCUCCACAAGAUCAUUGGGUUGGUGCUGGCAUGGAGCUAGCUAAUGCUCUUCGAAACUGGGGCCUUCCAGUUGGACCAGUUGUUACCAUGGAAGAUGGGUUAGCUGGUGCAAGAGAAGCAUUAAAGAGGGUAAAAAGAAGGAGAAGGGUGAGAGUGGUGGUCUUGUGCAUGCACUCGGUCUUGAUUGGUGGAGAGGAACAGCGUCAUCUUCUAGAAGAAGCUCAAGAACUUCGCAUGGCAGAUGGUUCAGUGGUUUUUAUCCCUUACGACACCCUCCUGUACAGUCUUCCAUAUGCCCGCCCCUUCUCCGUCUUCACCAACAAUACCAAGCUACGAAGGGCAUACGAUGCGGUCCUCACUAUCACCAUCACCUCUCAAUUUGGCAACUUUCACGAAACUUUUCAAGAUGCAAAGGCCAAUGGUGAAAUUCCACGAGAUAUUGAUCCCAUGGAGGUGUCCCCACUCUUUGCAACCAUCUACAACUCUGUUUACCUUAUGGCCAGAUUCAUUGAAAGGACUUACAGAGCAGGGCAGAAAAUGACAGCUACAUCCAUUGCACGGCAUGUUGGGAACUUACAAGUUGAAGGUUUUGGUUAUCCAUUAACCUUGGAUGAAGAAGGAGACUCCCAGACGCCAUAUGUCAUCCUGGAUACAGAUGGAGAAACCAGAAUGCUCACCCCUGUGUAUACUAUAAAUACAGCUAAAGGAGACCUACAUUACUUGAGAAAAAUCCAUUUUCCGUACAGUUACUAUCCUGGCACCGACUCCGACUGUUGGUUUGAUCGGAGUUCAAUCUGCAUUGGAGGUGUGGAUCCUGCCUUCGUUCUGCUGAUCUUCAUACUCAUCACAAGCUUUAUGCUUAUGGGGGCUUCUCUCGCUUACUAUAUAAGGAGAAGACUUCAGCACGCCAAGCUCUUGAGAGGUCCUAAUAAAAUGUUUCUUACUAUGGAUGACUUAAUUUUUAUCUACACACAGAGCAGAAAGAAAUUGGGAGAUGAUAGCAGGUCCAGCAUGCUGGGAAAAAGUAUCAGCGAAAUUAGGACCCCACGUCAUUCCAUAUCUGGGAAAAGUGUAGCAGCAGCCAGUCCAUAUACAACAAACGUGGCGGUCUACGAGGGGGAUUGGGUUUGGCUCAAAAGAUUUCCUGGGGAGAAGCUCGGGGAUAUCAGGCCAGCCACAAGGAAUGUCUUUGUCACGCUACGUGAACUGAGACAUGAAAAUGUGAAUCUCUAUCUGGGCCUGUUCAAUGACAUGGGGGUCCUUGGUGUGGUGUCGGAACAUUGCUCUCGUGGAAGCCUGGAGGAUCUCAUCCAGAACCAAGACAUGAAGCUCGACUGGAUGUUUAAGUCUUCACUUCUUCUCGAUCUUAUUAAGGGCCUAAAGUUCCUUCAUCACCGGGAAAUAGCUCAUGGACGUCUUAAGUCUAGAAACUGUGUAGUAGAUGGUAGAUUUGUCCUUAAGGUGACAGACCAUGGUGUGAAUGAACUGUGUGCAGCUCAGAAAUUAAGUCCAUUUGAAUGUAUGCCUGAAGAUCUUCUCUGGACGGCCCCAGAACUCUUACGUGACCAACUUUCAUGUAGCAGAGGUACCUACCGAGGAGAUGUUUAUAGUUUUGCCAUUAUAAUGCAGGAGGUUAUUAUACGAGGGACGCCUUACUGUAUGCUGGAACUUUCUGCAGAUGAGAUAAUACGUAAAGUUCGUCGUCCUCCGCCACUUUGCCGCCCUUCGGUAUCUCUAGAUCAAGCCCCUCCUGAAUGUAUUCACUUAAUGAAACAGUGUUGGGCCGAGCAUCCUGAACGGAGACCAAACAUAGACCAGGUCUUUGACCAGUUUAAGACAAUAAACCGCGGACGCAAAACAAACAUCAUUGACUCAAUGCUUCGCAUGCUGGAGCAGUACUCUAGUAACUUGGAGGACCUGAUCAGAGAGAGAACUGAAGAACUAGAGGUGGAAAAGCAGAAGACGGACAAACUCCUCACCCAGAUGCUUCCACCAUCUGUAGCUGAAGCUCUAAAGACAGGUACCGCCGUGGAACCAGAAUACUUUGACCAAGUGACUAUUUACUUUAGCGACAUAGUAGGAUUCACAACCAUCUCCUCCUUGAGUGAUCCUAUUGAAGUUGUGGACCUUCUCAAUGACCUAUACACAUUAUUUGAUGCCAUAAUUGGAUCUCACGAUGUCUACAAGGUGGAGACCAUUGGUGAUGCCUACAUGGUGGCAUCUGGGCUGCCUAAAAGAAACGACAAUCGUCACGCAGCUGAGAUUUCUAACAUGUCUCUGGAUAUCUUGAGCUCUGUGGGGUCCUUCAAAAUGAGGCAUAUGCCUGAAGUGCCAGUCCGAAUACGCAUCGGGCUCCAUUCUGGACCAUGUGUAGCUGGAGUGGUUGGGCUCACAAUGCCUCGGUAUUGCCUCUUCGGUGAUACUGUCAACACUGCAUCUCGUAUGGAAUCUACCGGGCUCCCUUACCGUAUCCACGUGAACGUCAGCACAGUCAACAUCUUGAACUCAUUACAAGAAGGUUACAAGGUAGAAGUGAGGGGUAAAACCGAACUCAAGGGAAAAGGUGAAGAAUUUACUUAUUGGCUCGUAGGAAAGGAAGGAUUUAUUAAACCUUUACCACAACCUCCGGAUAGCCAACCAGGAGUGGGUAACCAUGGUAUCAGCCUUCAAGAAAUUCCAGAAAGAAGAAGAAAGAAGCUCGAGAUGGAGAGGGACAUAGUCAACAAGCAGAAGAUGAAGUGAUGGAGUCAUCUUAUGACCAUGACUCUGCCAGCAAAAGCCUUUUUGAUAUUCAUCUGAACGUAAUGCAGAAGUCCUCUGUUCUUCUCUGAAAACCUCAACAACGACACCUUCUCUAAUACUUCGACAAGUCACGGAUCCAAAGAUAUCAGACGUGUGAUGCAGAGAGUCCUGUCUCAUAGCGUAUAGAUCACAUGGUGGUCCUCUACGGUCUGUCCAAUAUGACGUACUCUCUUUAGCUCAAGCGAUAAUCCACACAAUGACAUUGUUCUUACCAUAUGGAUGUCCUUCAGUAGAACGUUGUAGAUGCUUCUCAUUGAAGAUAAUCUAAGCCAUAUACUUUUUGUAAGGUUAUCUCACAUCUGGCAUUCUGUACACGGACUCACUGGACUGUCAUAACCUUGAAGGACUUCUUAUGAUGGGUUUAUGAGACUUGAGGAAUGGGUAUAUUGAGAGUCUGUUUAGUGCAGGAAAGUGAACAGACAUUUUGGGGGGCAGGGGCUUAAGUAAAAAAGUAGGCAGUUAAUUUACCUUGAUAUAUCAGCAGCAGCAGCACUGUCCAGGAAAAAGGGCACCUAAGGAGGAGGCACCAAAAGGGCAGGGGCUCAAGCCCCCUUUCUAGUCUAUGUGUGCACGUCCCUGGUUUAGCAGGUCUAAUAAAAUCUGUAGCAAUGGGAUCAAAAUGUGUUUUCCAUCAUGGUGUCCCUUCUUGGCUUUGCUGGAAUCCAAUCCUAUUAUUUUUCAAAUAACUAAGUACAUAGACCCAGACCACAAAUAGGGCCGGGCCAUGCUAUAUAAUUCUAUAUAAUUAUUAGCCAUUCAUAGUAAACAUCAUUCCCAAUAAUCAGCCGGCUUAAAAAAGCCACAAAUUGGCUCAUUCUUUGCCCAGUUGACAGCCAUUAAAUGUUUUGGUUAUUGGCCACACAUUGGCCAACAAUGAUUGAAUUUAUAGGGCUGCACAAAUGAUCCAGUGAUCUUCUUGCGGCCGGCAAUGGAUCAAGCCAUGAAUAGGCCCAUUACACGAGCAGCGAUCGGCUAGGUGGGCACUCAUUUACAUGCACAGAUCUGCCCAGGUAAAAGGGCCUUAAAGGGAUACUCUGCCCCUAGACAUCUUAUCCCCCUAGCCAAAGUAUAGGGGAUAAGAUGUCUGAUCGUGGGGGUCCUGUUGCUGGGGACCCCCGCAAUCUCCCUGCUGCACCCAUGUCACGAGCCUCCGCCCCACAUCGCCAGGCAUCUGGCAUGACAUCUCACUCUGUGCACCGGAUGUCAGGGGUGCCGCAGCUGAGAUUGUGGGGGUCCCUAGCAGCAGGACCCCCAUGAUCAGAUAUCUUAUCCCCUAUCCUUAAGGCCUUAAAAAGGUAAAAGGGCCUUAAAGGGAUACUCCACCCCUAGACAUCUUAGCCCCUAUCCAAAGGAUAGGGGAUAUGAUGUCUAGGGGCGAAGUGCCCCUUCAAGUAAGUCCACAUGCACUCAGUAGAUCUGUGCACACAGAGCCUUUCUGAUUCCUAUGGCUCUGUAUACAUUGCCAUAGGGUGGCUCUCAAAAAAUUGAGAUUGAGAUUCUUAAUCUGAUGUUAUUUAAUGGAGGUAUUUUCUCCCAGAGGGGAGGAUACCAUUUUUGAAGGGGUCUAUGAACCUCCGAUCUACGAGCCAAAGCAGAGAGUCUCAUCUUAUAAAGGAUAAAUACAUGGUCCCAUUUGACUGUGUGAUGUAGAUCCUAUGAGACAGUACUAUCUGCAUCAGAUGGCCAACAAAGUCAUCCGAAUGGCUACUAUGGUAUACUAUUUUCCCCUGAAUCUUACUCUGGCCAAAUGAGGUGCUUGCCUGGACUAAGAGCCACACCCUCACAUUAAAUAGCUUAGUGUGCCCCGAUCAAACACCUUUAUACAGUUUCUUGAUACGCCCUCCGGUUCCUAAGAUAUGAGGGUUUGUAGAUUCAGAGAGUCAGAUGGGUGUAAAUUUAAUUUUAAUAAUGGGCGGGAUUAUACACUCAGAGGGUUUGUAUUGUGCAGACACGCUCCUCAGUGUACAACAUUCACACCCCUUGACUGUAUAAUCCCAUCCAUCACUUCAGUCACUCCCAUUAUUAAAAUUAGGUUCCCGCCCAUCUGACUAAUUUCCUGAAUUUUCAGACAAAGUAUAAACCCUUAUAUCUCUGGAAUGGGAGGGUGUAUCAAGAAUCUGUAAAAAGAUUUGUGAUCAGAACACCCUAAACAAUUCUUAAAGUGUAGCUCUCAAAUGUCCAGGCAAGCAUCACAUUUG